Messenger RNA from Seminavis robusta, 2256 nucleotides. The record is from the annotation of a GenBank genome assembly. NCBI's taxonomy places the organism in Eukaryota, Bacillariophyta, Bacillariophyceae, Naviculales, Naviculaceae.
AUGGUCCUACCACACAACGAAACUGAGCCGCUUGAGGGGGAAGAUAAGAUUCAGGAGAGAUUGAAUGCUGUGACAGCGCGAGGCUGUAACAGAACCUGUAUCGACUGCAAUGUAUUGUAUCCAACUUGGGCAUCAAUACUUACGCCUGUCACUGAAGGAGGGCAGAGAAUUGCCGUCCUUUGCUGUUUUCAGUGUUAUGGUCAUCAUGUACAACUAGGAAAGGAUGUUUGCGAGGUCAAGAGCAUGAAGUUGGCUGCAGAUUGGACGGAUGCAGACAUGAAGGUCCUUGAAGAAACUGGCAAUGGUGCUGGAAACUGUGUAUACGAGGCCAGCAUCAAAGUUAUGGACGAUACCGAAAAGGAAAAGAUCUUGCGCCUCAAAGAAGAGGACAUGAAAGGAUUUAUCCAGGAGAAGUAUCAGCAACGCAAGUUCUUUAGCGAAAGGAUGUACCAUCACAUCUUUGACCGUCGUUCGAGGCAACGAAUGCGUGCCAAAGGGCUCAAGUCAAAGUCGCCAUGCCCAGAUGGAAUUCAUCGGUUAACUCCCUCCAGGACCAUUUCCCUAUUCGAAGACGCGGGCGAUCGUCGACAUGGCCUCAGGAAGUCCCACUCUGAUCGCCAUGCCGGUGGUUUCGGGAAGAUGCGUUCGGACGUCGGUACUGGCGAUAUCCAUCGGUCCCAUUACAGGGGCAAGUCAAGCCAGCGGAAUUCUGGUGAGAUUUCCAAAGGUUCCAAUCAUGGACGUGGUGAGAUUCCCAAGGGCUCCAGUCAUUCACAGGGAAGACGUACACGGUCGCCGAAGAUGAGUGGUAUGGAACGUCGAACUGAUGGCAUAAAGAGAUCGCGCUCGGCAGGAUACUUUGACAAGCAAUCGGGACGUGGUGCCGAAGAGCUCUCCCUCAGGAAUGCGGCGUUCGAUCGCUCAGGGCACCGUGACAAAGCCAAAUCAACUUCUCAUGCUGAAGGUGAUGGAAUCCCAUCGUCUUCUGGUCAUGGUGAACAGCGAAAUAGGAAGAAGGGGGAAAGGACUAAAGCAGUGCCAUCAAUCGAGGUGCAGCCUGCGACGGAUGCCUCAUCAGAAAACACUGGUCGUGAUCACAACCAGAGCGACAUGCCAAGCCUUCCCGGUGUGGGGAUGCCAAAGGAAAUCCCGUCGUCCUCUGGUCACAGUGAGAAGCGACAACGAAGGAAGGUAGAAAGAUCGGCUUCGAAAGUGGGCACGCGAGAGACCGAAGGAACCAAAACAGUUGAAGGCGCAGAUGGUGGUAGCGCCAGCAAGAGUGACCACUCCGGCAAAUCAACUUCGUCGAAAGAGAAUGAAAUCCCGUCUACCUCGGCGCACAGCGAGAGACGGACUCGGAAACGUGAGUCGAGGAAGAUAGAAAGGCCAGAGACGGCGAAACGAUCAAGUUCUGGGACCCAACGUCGAAGAAAGCCACCUGGCCAUCCCGGUGAGACGAGGCCCGUGGAAGCCCUCAAGCAAACAAACUCUGGAAGUCAACGUAGAAAAAAGACACCUGGCCAUUCGGGUGAGACAAGGCCUGGGGAAGCGCCCAAGCGAACAAAUUCUGGAAGGCAACCUCGAAGGCGGCCAAUAGAGCAACCGGAUGGACUGGCUUUGGGUGACCAGCCUCAAGGGAGCAAGGAGCUUCCCGAACGAUCUGCUUCGACAGGAGAAGGCCAGAAACCAAACAACCGCCCUGGUAUGGCAAGGAAAUCAAGCUCCUGCAGAAACCUCAUGCUAGGCAGUUCAGCCGACACACCACGACAGGGGCGUAGAAGGCUAAAACGCCGAAACUCUCUGGAUCACAAGAAUGUUUCUAGUGAAGAGCAGCCGACAGUCGGCAACGAGCCUAGUAAACUGGAUCGAAUCGCUUCACGUCGACAUGGCGGCCGCCGUUUGGGGCGGCGAGGAGUCGACGCAGGCACACCUGGCACUGGUCUUGAAGAUGGCAAUGAAGGACCCGUACUGGUAGAGGAGAGGGAUAGUCACACCACAGACAAGCUUCCCUCUCCAGAGGAGUUAGGUUAUGAAUAUGAACACGUCGCUGCUGAAGAGGAGGAGGAAGAAGAAGAACCAGCAAAAGAAAAGAAGAAGUCGUCGUGGAAGAAGAAGCUCGUCAAACUGGCCAAAGGAGGGCUGGGCGAUAAACACAAAGGAGAUCGGCCGUCAGCUGAGGACUCGCACUCAGUCCUCCACCCCACUGCUGGUGCAAUCCCGAAGAAUGCCCUCACGUUUGGUGCUAAGGUGGCCUAA